This is a messenger RNA of Durusdinium trenchii, 735 nucleotides long. NCBI's taxonomy places the organism in Eukaryota, Dinophyceae, Suessiales, Symbiodiniaceae. The record is from the annotation of a GenBank genome assembly.
AUGUUUGUGGUUCUGGCCAUAGUUUGCAGCUCGUGGUCUUCAAUCAAUAAAGGAACUUCGGAAAGGGAUGACUUAAUCCCACUCGGUGCAACAUACAAACCAUCUGUGAGAUCUGCAAACAAAAUGGUCUGCAGGUGUGUCUUACUUAUGUGCUUGGUGGUUUCUAUGGACUCAGUCUUCUUGGUUGAGAACCCUGCCAAGUCAUCGAUCCUUAAUCACCCCCGAAUGCAGUGGUUGUUCAAGCAACUCCGUGCUUUGGACAUCAAAGUAUGGCGAGCGAAAUUUUGGAUGGCCGCCUUCAAAGCUCCGACGCCAAAACCAACCAUGUGCAUUAGCAACAGUGAAACCAUCCGUGCCUUGCAAACGGGAACCCUGGGCCUCAAGAAUCUUGCAAAGGAUGAAACAAAGAAAACGGUUGUGAAAUACCAAGAUGGAUCUGGCAAGUGGCGGUACCAGGGUUCCAAAGCAUUGAAAGAAACACAGAUCUAUACACCAAAAUUUGCUUCGACUUUGGUGGGUCUGACAGCGGAGAUGAAAACCGAGAUUCGGCCAAGUAUUCCACCCGCCAAACCUGACGUACAUCUCAUCGCUGUGGUGGCCGAGCUUGUGUGGUCAAGCUGGGAUGAGGGUGAACUUGAGGAUGCGCUCCUUUACAUGAUGGGGUCAUCCCGUUGUAGGAUCCCGGCCGAGUGGGCGCAACAUGUUCCCACCGCAGAGCAUUUGAGAUCUUUAUAG